This is a messenger RNA of Olea europaea var. sylvestris, 1004 nucleotides long. RefSeq names its product zinc finger MYM-type protein 1-like. The coding region runs from base 1 to 1002 and encodes 333 amino acids. Lineage: Eukaryota; Viridiplantae; Streptophyta; Magnoliopsida; Lamiales; Oleaceae. The record is from RefSeq and is a predicted model, not a curated record. The transcript is spliced from 2 exons.
AUGGAGAGAUGGUUGAUAUAUUUAAAAAGUUUGGAUAAAAUAUUUUGCUUUUGUUGGAAGCUAUUUAAAAAUGAUGGGAUCAGAACCCAAUUGGCACAUGAUGGAGUAAAUGAUUGGAAAAAUGUUGGUGAAAAACUUAAAAUGCAUGAAGCAAGUUGUGAUCACAUCAAUAACAUGAAUAAAUGGAUAGAAAUGGAAUUAAGAUUUGAAAAGAGUAAAAUAAUUGACAAAAGUGUGCAAGAACAAAUCAAUAGAGAUAGAGAACAUUGGAGACAAGUAUUUUUGAGAAUAAUAUAUGUUGUGAAAACUCUUGCUAAGAAUAAUUUAGCAUUUCGUGGGGACAAUGAGAAGAUAUAUCAAGAAAAUAAUGGUAUCUUUUUAAGCAUGAUUCAAAUGAUUGCUGAGUUCGACCCCGUAAUGCAAGAGCAUGUUCGUCGAAUAAAAAGUAAAGAGAUUCAUUAUCAUUAUCUAGGACACAAAAUUCAGAAUGAGUUGAUACUUAUGCUAACGAGCGAGAUAAAAAAAAUAAUUAUUGAGAAACUCAAAAUUUCCAAAUACUUUUCUGUUAUACUUGAUUGCACUUCAGAUACAAGUUACAAAAAACAAAUGUCAAUGAUAUUGAGGUGUGUAGAUAUUUCGACAAGUCUAGUAAAGGUUGAAGAAUUCUUUUUAGGGUUUUUAUUAGUGGAUGAUACAUCAAGUAAGGGGCUUUUUGAAGAAUUGGUGGAUGCUUUGAAUAAUCUAGAACUUGAUAUUGAUAAUAUAAGGGGUCAAGACUAUGAUAAUGAUGAAAUUGACAAUUUUGAAUUCUUACUUGGAAUGAUUAUUUGGUAUGAAGUGUUAAAUAAUGUUAACAGAGUAAGCAAACAAUUGCAAGCAGAAGACAUGCAUAUUGAUGUUGCUAUAAACCAUUUAAAAGCCUCAUUUCAUUUUUCAAAAGUUAUAGAGAAUCUGGUUUUGAAUCGGCCAUGGUUGAUGCUAAAGAGAUUGCAAGUGAAUUAGAA